AUGCAAGCACUUAUUAAGGCUAAAACGCAAGGAAGCACUAAAUGGGGUAUAGGAAGAACAUUGUUAAAGAACAGAAAUGAUAAGAUCCCAAAUUCAGUCGCCUCUUACGAUCACGCAAAUAGUGCAGCAGUAAUCGCUUGUAUUAUUGCGUCCUACCAGCAGGACAGACGUAGUAGUCGGUACCAGCAGGACAGACGUAGUAGGCGGUACCAGCAGGACAGACGUAGUAGGCGGUACCAGCAGGACAGACGUAGUAGGCGGUACCAGCAGGACAGACGUAGUAGGCGGUACCAGCAGGACAGACGUAGUAGGCGGUACCAGCAGGACAGACGUAGUAGGCGGUACCAGCAGGACAGACGUAGUAGGCGGUACCAGCAGGACAGACGCAGUAGGCGGUACCAGCAGGACAGACGUAGUAGGCGGCAUUGUCGUUAA
Molecule: messenger RNA, 435 nt
Organism: Pecten maximus
Lineage: Eukaryota; Metazoa; Mollusca; Bivalvia; Pectinida; Pectinidae
Product: pre-mRNA splicing factor SR-like 1
Exons: 2
Coding region: 1-435 (144 amino acids)
Source: RefSeq, a predicted model, not a curated record